Messenger RNA from Aspergillus neoniger CBS 115656, 2412 nucleotides. Its product is annotated as i-AAA protease YME1. Gene Ontology annotation, cellular component: mitochondrial inner membrane. The transcript has 5 exons. The record is from RefSeq and is a predicted model, not a curated record. Bases 1 to 2412 code for a protein of 803 amino acids. Gene Ontology annotation, molecular function: metalloendopeptidase activity; ATP binding; ATP-dependent peptidase activity. Gene Ontology annotation, biological process: protein quality control for misfolded or incompletely synthesized proteins; mitochondrion organization. Lineage: Eukaryota; Fungi; Ascomycota; Eurotiomycetes; Eurotiales; Aspergillaceae.
AUGGCCUUCCAAGUCCCCUUCCCCAAGCCGGGUCUUGCGGCCGUGACCUCAGAUCUCUGGCCGUCAAUGACACGGUUGUUUAAUGCGCCCCGGAAUAACGUCGAACACUCCUCCCGCUCCGGAUAUGCCGCCCCUCAGCCCUCUCAACGCGCGGUUGCGGAAGCAACCUCCACGGGAUCAAGUGGUGUGCAGCUGCCCGAGUUCCUGGCUACUGUGUCUUCCGAGGCGUUGAAGGCAAGCAUCUUGAACAAGACCACUCAAAGCGGAUGGUCUCGCUCCUUGCUCAAUGGAACCACAAUGUGGACCUCGCCGUCUCUUGCUACCCGUCAUCUUGCCUCUCCCUCUGCUCGUUCCUACUCCACGAUAUCCAUGUCCGUCAACCGUCUUCGCCACGCCCCCCAAGUACAAGGUCUCUCCCGGUUACAGCAACAGCGUUUUCUGUUUGGUGGUUCUUCUCACAAUCUGUUGGCGCAGAAGGAGAAGACUGCCAACAACAACCCUAGCAGCGCAAACGCUCAGAAUGCUUUCUACCAGGCCCUCCUCCGUGCAAACCACCCUGCCAUUGUCGUUGAACGGUACAAAAGCGGUCAUUUUGCCACCAAUGCGGCUACGGACGAACUCUACAUGAAAGCCCUGCAACGCGUUGGCGGCGUGGACUCUGCGGUAGCGGUCCCUGCGUCCGGCCAGGCCGUCAGCCCCGAGCGGCUGCAAGCCAUCGGUCAGGCCGUCGCAACUCAGUUUCACGGUGGACAAUUCGGUUCUUCUACCCACUACGGUUCAGCAGUCAAGCAGACUGGCACUGGAAACAAGGAAGAUCCUCUGCACGUGGUUGUGGAGGAGUCAACCGGAAGUGCUGUCUUCAGAUGGGUCAAGUUCCUGUUCUACUUCGCCUUCUUCGCUUAUCUGUCUCUGGUUAUGAUCACAAUCUUGGUUGAAACGACUGGUGCCCUGAAGAACAUCAGGGGCCCGCAGAACAGCGAAGCUCAGCCUCAGCAGCAGACUGUCCGUUUCAGCGAUGUGCAUGGUUGCGAUGAAGCCAAGGAAGAACUUCAGGAACUCGUCGAAUUUCUCACUAACCCCGAUCGCUUCUCCUCGCUUGGUGGCAAGCUGCCCAAGGGUGUUCUCCUGGUUGGUCCUCCUGGUACCGGAAAGACUUUGCUGGCUCGUGCUGUUGCAGGAGAGGCUGGUGUUCCUUUCUUCUACAUGUCUGGCUCUGAAUUCGAUGAGGUCUACGUGGGUGUCGGCGCCAAGCGCGUUCGUGAGUUGUUCACUCAAGCCCGCAGCAAGUCCCCCGCUAUCAUCUUCAUUGAUGAGUUGGAUGCCAUUGGUGCCAAGAGGAACGAGAGGGAUGCCGCCUACGUGAAGCAAACCUUGAAUCAACUGCUUACUGAACUCGAUGGCUUUUCCCAAAGCAGCGGAGUGAUCAUCAUCGCCGCAACCAACUACCCCCAACUUCUGGAUAAGGCUCUCACGCGUCCUGGUCGCUUUGAUCGCAAGGUGACUGUUGGUCUUCCCGACGUCCGUGGUCGUAUGGAUAUUCUCCGACACCACAUGAAGGAGGUCCAGGUCAGCAUGGAUGUUGAUGUUGGUGUCAUUGCUCGUGGUACCCCCGGUUUCUCUGGUGCCGAUUUGGAGAACCUUGUUAACCAAGCUGCCAUCUAUGCCAGCCGUAACAAGCAAACCAAGGUUGGCCCGAAGGACUUCGACUGGGCUAAGGACAAGAUCAUGAUGGGUGCUGAGGCUCGCAGCCGUAUCAUUCAGGACAAGGACAAAAUCCUCACUGCCUACCACGAGGCCGGUCACGCUCUCGUUGCUUACUUCUCUCCUUCCUCUACGCCUUUGUACAAGAUCACCAUUGUUCCUCGAGGCAUGGCCUUGGGUGUGACUCACUUCCUGCCUGAGAUGGACAUGGUCUCGAGAAAUUACACUGAAUACCUUUCGGAUAUCGACGUCUCCAUGGGCGGUAAGGCUGCCGAGGAGCUCGUUUUCGGCCCCGACAAGGUGACCAGUGGAAUCUCUGCGGACAUUCAACAAGCCACUGAAACUGCCUUUACCUUGGUCACCCGUUUCGGCUACUCCAAGAAGCUCGGAAACGUUGACCUGUCGAGCAACUAUGACAGCCUCUCAUCGGAAACGAAGCAGGAGAUUGAAUCCGAAGUCCGUCGUUUAGUCGAGGAGGGUCGUGCCCGCGCUAGCAACAUUCUGACUGAGAAGCGGGAGGAGCUGGAGCUCUUGACCAAGGCUUUGAUUGAAUACGAGACACUGACAAAGGAGGAGAUGGAGAAGGUUCUGCGAGGCGAAAAGCUCGACAAGCUGCAAUCAGCUCCCGCGGCGCCGCUGAAAUUGCCCGAAGCCCUACAGACGGCCCGGCUACCACCUACAGUGACCAGCGGAAAUUCCGUCCAGGAAUAA